GUAUCCUCCCCACCAAUCUCAAUGUCCAGCUCAUAAUCUCAUGCAUUCUAACAGAACUGUAUUUUCUUCAAUGCUUAUCCUGAUUCACUCUCAUUCAUUCCUUCAUAUGCAUCAUCAUCAUCAUCAAAUGAUCAUCAUGGUUUUUGAUCUAAUGGGUUGCAUCAAUUUUACCUGUUGAGGGGGAGAGAGAGAGAGAGAGAGAGAGAGAAUGUUGCACAGAGCAGCAAGCAAUGCAUAUUCAUGGUGGUGGGCAAGCCACAUCAGGACAAAACAGUCCAAAUGGCUGGAACAAAACCUGCAAGAUAUGGAGGAGAAAGUUGGUGAAACACUCAAAAUCAUCAACAAUGAUGGAGACUCAUUUGCUCAGAGAGCUGAAAUGUAUUACAGAAAGAGGCCAGAGCUAAUCAACUAUGUCGAAGAAUGUUACAGAUCAUACCGGGCACUGGCCGAGAGAUAUGAUCAUCUAUCACGAGAUCUUCAAAGGGCCAACCGAACCAUUGCCACCGUAUAUCCGGAACAAGUUCAGUUUGCAAUUGAUGAUGAAGAUGAACAAAAUCUUUCAACAACUUCCACUUCUUUCAACAUUGCUGACAAACCAUCUGAACCAAUUCCCAAGCCAAGCAUCCCAAAAGUCCCGAAGAUGAAGAAAGAUUUCAGGAUUCCGUCUAUGUUGUUGUCGAGAAAAGGACAGCAGCUAAAGAGGAAUGCCAGUACUGCCAAAGCAGCUACUCCGCCGAGUUCUGGCCUAACGAAAAAUGAGGCAUUGGAGGAGCUUGAUAAGCUUCAGAAAGAAAUUUUGACAUUACAGACUGAAAGGGAGUUUGUUAAGAGUUCAUAUGAACGCGGAUAUGAGAAAUUCUGUGAAAUUGAGAACCAGAUUACUGAGAUGCAAGGGAGAGUUUGUAGCUUACAAGAUGAGUUUGGUAUUGGUACUGCAAUUGAGGAUAAUGAAGCUCGAACAUUGAUGGCGUCAACGGCUUUAAAUUCAUGCAAGAAGACCUUGGACCAGUUGAAAGAGAAAGAAGAUCAAUCUGCCGAAGAGGCAGAAAUGGAGCAUGAAAGAGCUCAGGAAGCCCAGGAGAAGUUCCAAGCCCUCCGGAGAAAAUUUCUUCCCAAGCAAACAGAACAGGAAGAGGCCGUUGCUGAAUCUCGGCAUGAAGGUUCUAGAUUGGCUAACUUUAGCCAAGAAAGCAACAGUGAGGAACCAGAGAAGCAUGAUCUAGAACUGUUGCGGAAGAAAAUCAAAGAACAGCUUGAUGUAGAAUCAGACUCUACAAUCACUGUCUCUCAACUGGCAGAAAAGAUUGAUGGACUUGUAAAUACGGUUGUGACCUUGGAAACUGCAGUGUCUUCGCAGGCUGCUUUGGUUGAGAGAUUAAGAACGGAAACAGAUGAACUCCAAGCUCAUAUUCGGACCCUGGAAGAGGACAAGGAGAGCCUAAUUGAAGGUUCAGAAAAUACAAACAAGAAGCUAAAGGAGUUGGAGGAUGAGUUGCAAAGAGUCAAAAGUCUUAACAGAAGUUUCAAAGAUCAAAAUAACAGCCUUCAAGUGCAUUUUACUGAAGCAAUCUGCAACAUUGAUCAUUUGUCUGGGAAACUACACAAUGUGAAGCUGGAUGAAGAGGUUGAGAAUGUUGGGCUGUUCCAGGAAAUGAAAGUAUCUCCUGUUUCCAAACCAGUUGAUGAAGUCAAAAACCAUGGAGAUAAACUGGCUCCUGCUGAUGACUCUAAGGUCUCUCAAGACACAAACAUAGAGAAGGAAGAGAAAAAAGAAAUUUCUUCAAUCAGUGAUUCUGUCAAAGGUGUAGGAGAGGACGACAUUGCAUACCCCUCCAUUACUAAGCAUGAUUUUGUGUCCAAAAACCGUACAGACUUGUCUCAAGAUGACAAAAAUGACAACAAAGACUUGCCUGGGACGGAAGCUAGUAGUAUUGAUAUCAAGCUGGAGGAAAUGGGGUCAGAAGAGGAAGAAGGUCAACCUAACUGGAGGCAGCUGUACUUAAAUGGGUUAGAGGACAGAGAGAAGCUUCUACUUGAUGACUAUUCGUCAGUUCUUCAUAACUAUAAGGAAGUAAAGAGGAAGCUUGCAGAUGUUGAGAAGAAAAACCGUGAUGGAUUCUUUGAAUUGGCAAUGCAGAUGAGGGAGUUGAAGAAUGCUAUUGCUUCGAGGGAUGAGGAAAUUAGGUCCUUACGACAAAAACAAAGCUCCCCGAACAUCAAUAUGGGUGGACAAUGGAGUAGUCAUUCGCAUCAAGAAGGAACCCCUGAAAGCAUAACACAAGUUGCUAGCUCUCCAGAGUCUAACAUUUCAUCAUUAACUUCUAAUCAACAACCACCGUAUUAUAUGUUAGGUGAACAGCGCGUAGAAUCUGGUGAAAGGACUGACAAACUAGAUGCAGCUGGAGAGUUGAAAAGAUCUGCUAAAGAGGAAGAACGUGAGACCAAGAUACAGCAUUUCCAUUCUGUUCCUUCUCCUGUAGAAGAAAAAUUCCGCUCAGAAAUUGAUGAACUUUUGGAAGAGAAUCUAGAGUUCUGGUUACGAUUUAGCACAUCCUUCCAUCAAAUAAGGAAAUUCCAAACUUCGAUCCAUGAUUUAAAAGCGGAGCUAUUGCAACUGAAGGAUGGAAGGAAGCAAGAAGGAAGUGGUAAAAAUGAAUCUCUAACCUCAGUUGCUAGGCCGAUAUACAAGCACUUGAGAGAGAUAGAAACUGAGCUAUCAUUAUGGCUGGAGAACAAUUCAGUAAUGAAGGAUGAAAUGCAGGGAAGAUAUGAUUCUCUGUGCAACAUCCAAGAGGAGAUAUCAACAGUCUCCAGUGGACCAGAGAAGACUGAGAUCACUGAAUACAAGGCAGCUAAGUUUCAAGGUGAGGUUCUUAAUAUGAAACAGGAAAACAGGAAGGUUACGGACGAACUGCAUGCGGGUCUUGAUAAAGUGAGAGCAAUGCAGCUUGAAGUUGAGACUACCUUGGCAAAACUGGAUGAAGACUUUGGGAUUUCAGCAUCCAAGCAAAACCCAAAUAUCAGAAGUUCAUCCCUUCGAGCAAGAAUACCAUUGCGAUCUUUCUUGUUUGGGAUGAAGCUUAAAAAGCAAAGACAACAGAAGGCAUCACUCUUUUCUUGCAUGAGUCCUGCAUUGCAGAAACAAUAUAGUACUCUGGCUGAAGUUGGAGUUCCACAGAGUAGAUGAACUUGAUCUUUCCUUCCAGCGAGUUUAGAUACAUGACAGAGAAUUUGAAGACUUGUGUUCUUUCAAAAUCGGAUCCCCAUCCCAUGUGAGAGUGGUGGGGUGAUUAUAAUUUGUGGUAUUUACAUGUUAUUAUCAUAUAAUGAACUUUCUACUGAUUAUAGCCUUGAGUUGCUUGCUUCUGUUUUUUGUUUUGUUUUGAGGAGUUAGAUGGCAUUGGUAUACUUAUUAGAACAUGUGAAGGACAUGG
Messenger RNA from Tripterygium wilfordii, 3434 nucleotides. Its product is annotated as protein NETWORKED 2A. The coding region runs from base 209 to 3187 and encodes 992 amino acids. Gene Ontology annotation, molecular function: actin binding. NCBI's taxonomy places the organism in Eukaryota, Viridiplantae, Streptophyta, Magnoliopsida, Celastrales, Celastraceae. The transcript has 2 exons. The record is from RefSeq and is a predicted model, not a curated record.